This is a messenger RNA of Prunus persica (peach), 3602 nucleotides long. Its product is annotated as subtilisin-like protease SBT1.7. The record is from RefSeq and is a predicted model, not a curated record. Gene Ontology annotation, molecular function: serine-type endopeptidase activity. Gene Ontology annotation, biological process: proteolysis. Bases 1114 to 3426 code for a protein of 770 amino acids. NCBI's taxonomy places the organism in Eukaryota, Viridiplantae, Streptophyta, Magnoliopsida, Rosales, Rosaceae. The transcript has a single exon.
AGAAGUUGAGAUUGUGAAUUUAUUUAUUUAUGUUGUGAAUUUAUAUUUUUGGGUUAAAGUAUGCUUGAAGUCAAAAUGCUUCAAAAGAAGCAUCAAAAUUAGGCCUAAAAUGUGGAAGAUUGGAUUUUUAUGACAUAAAAAGAACUUGCGGUUUUAAACCGCUAAUUCACGGUAACCGACCACUUUUUGCGGUUUACCUGUUUGCGGUUUCAAAAAUCACCAUACCGCAAAUAGUUGGUCGGUUUGCGGUUUGGGCAAAAAUUCGCGAUAACCAAACCGCAACCACCCCUAGUCUCAAUAAUUUGAGAAAUUCAACUUAACUUGACCAAAAAUUGCGAUAAUUUGAGGGAUUCAACAAAAAAAAUAAGGAUUUAAAAACUGUGAGGUCAACUGCUAUUAUAUUGCCCUAAGAUAAAAAUGAAAAAAAAAAAUCGAUUUUCCAGAUCUUGGUCAUGAUGAAGCAUUCCCUUCCCUUACUUUAAAGUUAAUAAUGUACCCAAAAAAAAAAAAACAAACAGUGUGUGGACUUAUUAACUUCAGUAAAACAGUUACACCUAUGGGAAAUUACCGACUCUCACACUGCUCAAUUCCCCCUAAAGGAAAAGAAAAUGUUAAACUAUUGUCUUCAUAUUUAGGCCAUGCCAGCCAUUUUGUUUGACAUUAUAUAGUGCCAAAUAAGAAUCAAAAUCAUCAAUUGUUAUUUUAACCACUCUUGUCUCAAUUAAUUGAUAAGAACAAUAAACUAGUUGGCACCAGACUAACAGAACAGCCUCCAAAAUCCAGACAAAACAAAUCUAGUAUUGCAUAAGGUCUAUCGACGCUUUGGUAUAACUGAGAGAUUAGCGAGCAUUACCAAGUCUUGGUUUUUUAAUUCCAAAUGUGCCGCAGUUUAGACUCUUAUGCCCAGCCUCAUUUGGCAGCCCCUUAAUCAACCAAGUCACAACAAGCAUACUUUCACAACCUUGAAUCGCCAUCAUCGGUACAAAAAAUGCCGGCAAAUGUUCCUUCAAACCCCACAUUUCACCUCCAUCUCUUGCUGUCUACUAUAUAUAGGAGCUCAAAUGGUAGACUAACACAAGGCACUUGCACUUUGAGGUUCUUCUUCAUCAAAAGAUGGAGAACAAAAAGUUUUUAGCUUUCCAGAUAAUAUAUCUUCUUGGCUUAAGUUUCAUGUUGUAUUUAUCAAUAGCAGUUGCCAAUGAAGAGGCAGUGCUGGAACCGCUAGCUGAGACAAAUGAGGAGCAGAAUAACAUGCAAACUUAUAUUGUUUGGGUGAAGAAGCCAGUCCAGAAAUACUUUUUCUCAAAAUCUCAUGAAGAUUUAGAGAGUUGGUAUCACACAUUUUUGCCCACAACUAUAGCAAGCUCAAACCAGUUGAAGAAGCCACGAAUGGUUCACGCAUACCGCAACGUGGCCACUGGGUUUGCAGCAAAAUUGACGCCAGAGGAAGUAAAGGCAAUGGAAAAUAAAGAAGGGUUUUUGUCCGCUCAUCCAGAGCAAAUUCUGCCUUUGCAUACUACUCAUAGUCCUAACUUCCUGGGGCUGCACCAAGGAUUGGGAGUUUGGAAGGGAUCAAACUAUGGUGAAGGUGUGAUCAUUGGAGUUCUGGAUACUGGGAUAUCACCUGAUCAUCCUUCAUUUAGUGAUGAAGGAGUAGCCCCUCCUCCAGCUAAAUGGAAAGGCAAGUGCGACUUCAAUGGAACAGUUUGCAAUAAUAAGCUUAUUGGUGCAAGAAAUUUCCAAGGUGGCCAAACCACGGGAGGCCCUCCAGUUGACGAUGAAGGUCAUGGCACCCACACAUCCAGCACAGCUGCAGGAAAUUUUGUGAAAGGUGCCAAUGUGUUUGGAAUGGCCAAUGGCACAGCGUCUGGCAUGGCACCUUAUGCUCACCUGGCAAUUUACAAGGUCUGUUCUGAGGAGGGUUGUGCUGAAGGUGACAUCUUAGCUGCUCUUGAUACUGCUGUGGAAGAUGGUGUGGACGUGCUCUCCCUCUCACUCGGAGGUGCCUCAGUUCCUUUUUAUGCUGAUGGGAUUGCAAUUGGUGCAUUUGGAGCAAUACAAAAGGGAAUUUUUGUCAGUUGUUCAGCCGGAAAUUCGGGUCCUUUCUAUGCUUCUUUAGCAAAUGAGGCACCCUGGAUUCUCACAGUUGGAGCAAGCACCAUUGACAGAAGCAUAAAAGCGACAGCAUUGCUUGGAAAUGGAGCAGAAUAUGAUGGUGAAUCAUUAUUCCAGCCAAAAGAUUUUAGUUCAAAAUUAUUACCUCUUGUUUAUGCAGGCGCAAAUGGAAAACAAUCAUCAGCAUUCUGUGAUGCUGGAUCACUUGGAAACGUUGAAGGGGCAAUAGUGUUGUGUGAGAGAGGUGGAGGAGUAGCAAGAAUUGACAAAGGGGCAGAAGUGAAAAGAGCUGGUGGAGCUGCCAUGAUUCUCGUGAAUGCAGAGACUGAUGGUGAUAGCACCUUAGCUGACCCUCAUGUACUUCCCGCAACACACGUGGGUUAUGUUGCAGGUGUUAAAAUCAAAGCCUAUCUGAAUUCCACCUCAAGUCCUGCAGCCACAAUCUUGUUCAAAGGAACUGUCAUUGGAGACGGACUUGCUCCCAAGAUUACUUCCUUUUCAUCAAGAGGACCAAGCAUUGCAAGCACAGGAAUUUUGAAACCUGACAUCAUUGGUCCCGGUGUUAGCAUCCUAGCAGCAUGGCCUGUUUCGGUGGACAACGGCACAGAAGGUAAGGCAACAUUUAACAUGGUUUCAGGCACCUCAAUGUCCUGCCCCCACCUAAGCGGCAUUGCAGCCUUGCUCAAGAGUUCCCACCCAGACUGGUCACCAGCUGCGAUCAAGUCUGCAAUCAUGACGACUGCUGAAGUACAUAACCUUGAAGGAAAGCCCAUUGUAGACGAAACACUUAAGCCAGCAGACAUCUUUGCCACUGGUGCAGGCCAUGUUAACCCUUCAAAAGCAAAUGACCCUGGGCUCAUCUAUGACACAAAACCAGAGGAUUACAUUCCUUACUUGUGUGGUUUGAAUUACACAGACGAACAGAUACAGGUCAUCACCCAACAAAGAGUGAACUGCUCUCAAGUAGAAGCCAUACCAGAAGCACAGCUAAACUAUCCUUCAUUCUCCAUUAUAGUAGGGUCGUCCGAAGACUCUAAAUCUCAGUAUUAUACAAGGACCGUCAAGAAUGUUGGCCCGGCUAAUUCAACUUACAACUUGGAUCUUUUUGUGCCACGGAACAUGGGCAUGAGUGUGAACCCUGAGGUGCUUAAAUUCACAGAGGUUAACCAGGAGAUUACAUUCGAAGCGGAGUUUUUCGCAGAAGACAGUGCUGGGAAGGAUGGUGUACCAUUUGCUCAGGGAUAUUUGAGAUGGGUUUCUGAUCAGCAUUCUGUUACUAGCCCAAUAUCUGUUAUCUUUGCCAGCAAGUGAAAUUAAAAUAGGAUCCCAGUAGAAGUUGUCACAAGCUUGCAGAGAAUAACAGAAACAACUCAAGCCCAAAAUAAGUGCAACUCCAGUGGUGUAAUUGAAUUGAAGUCCUAGAAGAUUUGAUAUUUUUCUUGGAAGCCCUCCAAACCAAUGUCUCCUCUGCUUGUGCAGCAUUGUGA